CAAAUACCUGUUUGUUGCCUAUAUAGGUGCACUAAAUAGUGUUCAAAAUGAACGAGGAUGUAGGGCACUAUAUUUAAAAUACUGGUCUAAUUGGGAUUGAGCCCUGAGACCGGAAGUGUGGAGGAAAACUCGCUGUCACUGUGCUUCUGUACAUCACAGAGAUUGGGGAGAACCUGGGGCUCGUUUUUUUUUCUUCCAUAUUUCAUAUUGAUGGCACUCAGACGAGAGGGAUAACAAAACUUCUCAAUAUGGAAGAGGAUGGCAUGGACUACAACAUAGUUUUUCCUGAGCCCGAGGUCUCAGAGAGAUACUGGCACGGAUCAAAGCAACCAGUCGUAAUCCUUUUAGGCUGGGCUGGCUGUCGAGACAAACAUCUCUCAAAGUACAGCUCGAUUUACAACGAACAAGGAUGUGUAACAGUCCGCUAUACGGCUCCCUUGAAGACGGUUUUCAUCUCCGAAUCGUUCGGCUACAAGGAGCUCCAUAGCACAGCACACAAUCUGCUCGAGAUCCUGUACGACUACGAGGUGGAGAACAACCCAAUCUUCUUCCACGUGUUCAGCAACGGUGGCUUCAUGCUCUACCGCUACAUGGUGGAGCUCCUGCAAAGCCACAAGCAGUUCGCCUCUCUGUACGUAGUGGGAUCGGUGAUGGACAGUGCUCCAGGGAACCAGAACGUCCUCGGUGCCCUGCGAGCUCUCAAAAUUACACUGGGUACGAAAGUCAACGUCCUGCUCCGCUGUCUUCUCCUGGCUUUGUUUGCAGUGACCGUGUUCCUGCUCAGAGUCGUCUUAUAUCCUGUGACCAAACACUUCCACAAGAACCACUACGACGCCAUGAUGGAGCGUCCGGCGCCCUGGCCUCAGAUGUACCUCUACUCCAGAGCAGACCGUGUGAUCAGGUGUAGAGACGUGGAGAAGAUGGUUCAGUCGCUGCAGGAGAAGGGGGUGCGCGUCGAGAGCUUCGACUUCAUCACGCCGGCUCAUGUGAGUCUGUUCCGAGACUGUCCAGAAGAUUAUUCGAACAGAUGCCGGACUUUCCUGAAGCUCUGCAUGUCUGAUCCUGAAGGGACGUUUAUGAAGAAACACUUGUGAACACUGAUUAUGUGAUCGGGUUGGGCAAUGUGUACGAUAUACAAAAAAAAAAUACUAAGACUGAUACUUUAAGAUAUUAUGCAUAUUAUGUAUCAAAAAACUUAAACAGCAGCAAAAUAGUAAAAAAAAUAAAUGGAUUAAUGGAAAUUCUAGAAAGAAUUUUAACACAGAAUGAAAAACAAAUAAAACAUUCAUUAACAAAAUAAAUGAUCAUUUCAUUACCUACUGUUAGCUACUGAUUCCUGCUAUUAACCACUAACUAGUGGUAUAAAAAUACCAGCACAUUGUAUUUUCCACAUCAUUUUAAACAAUGAUGAUUCUGUAUCGUCAUAUUGCCUAGCCCUACACUAUAAAGACAAAAGUAUUGGGACACCCGACUUUCCCAGCCAUAUGUGGUUCUAUCCUGCACUUUGACCACAAAGUUGGACAAAGUGGAUACAGUAACAUUAAAUUUUCCCUUCAAUUGAACUAAUAGAACCAAAUCUGUUCCAGCAUGACAUUGCUCUCAUGCUUAAAGCCAGCUCCAUGAAGAUAAGAUUUACAUGGUUUGGAGAGGAAGAUCUUGAAAGGCCUCCUAUAAAGCUCUGAUCUCAACUUUACUCAACACCUUUGGGAUGAACUGGAACGCUGGCUGCACCCCAGGGCUCCUCACCUACAUCAGUACCUGUACUUGGACCUGAACACCCACAUGGCUGAAUGAUUGUGGAGAAAAAUUCUCCACAAUCACAUUCCAAAAUCUAGUGGAACAGGAAUGGAAAAUAUUUUAACAGCAAAUUGGGAAUAAAUGUAACGAAACACACGCAAAUCUUAUGUUUGGGCGUCCACAAACUUUUGUCCGUGUUGUGCGCCAUAUUGUGUUCUUAUUUAAACCUUUUUUUUUUUUUAAGUGAAACUACUGUAAAGUGUAUAACCCUCUUAGAAUGUACUGCUCGACCUUGUAUAAGUUAUAUGAGGUUUAACUAAAUGAAGUGUUGCGUACGGUAUUUGUCCGGUAAUGUGAAUAUUUUUAUUUUUAUUUUAAAGAUUAGUAGAUUUUAGUAGAUUUUAAAAACCUACUAAACAUCUUUGGUCUGUUUAUAACUUAUGUGCCUUCUGGAAAUAAAGACUCUUUGGAGUAACCAUUA
Molecule: messenger RNA, 2218 nt
Organism: Silurus meridionalis
Lineage: Eukaryota; Metazoa; Chordata; Actinopteri; Siluriformes; Siluridae
Gene: tmem53
Product: transmembrane protein 53
Exons: 3
Coding region: 249-1094 (281 amino acids)
Source: RefSeq, a predicted model, not a curated record